This is a messenger RNA of Eubalaena glacialis (North Atlantic right whale), 1814 nucleotides long. It is a transcript of the gene ABHD17B, whose product is annotated as abhydrolase domain containing 17B, depalmitoylase. Lineage: Eukaryota; Metazoa; Chordata; Mammalia; Artiodactyla; Balaenidae. Gene Ontology annotation, biological process: protein depalmitoylation. The transcript is spliced from 4 exons. The record is from RefSeq and is a predicted model, not a curated record. Gene Ontology annotation, molecular function: palmitoyl-(protein) hydrolase activity. The coding region runs from base 595 to 1461 and encodes 288 amino acids. Gene Ontology annotation, cellular component: endosome membrane; plasma membrane.
CGGGUCAGUCUUAGCACUUUCCUUCAGUCAGUGACCAACUCCUAGCUUAGUGCGCUCUCUGCUAGCCCCUGGGUCCCCUUCCAGCCUCCUUCCCGCCACGAGAGCGAACCCUGCUGCCGGCAGGCCGAAGGGGAGCAAAGAAAGGAGGAUUAAAGAGAAGAAAGACCUGGCUGGGUCUGGGUGGUGUCUGCGGUGCCAGAAAGGGAGGUGGCGGCGGCUGCGGCAGCUGCGACCACGGCCGCGCGGGACGUGAGGCCCAACAGCAGCCGACGGCGGCGGCGGAGGCGGCCGCUCCAGCGCCUCGCGCCGGGGCCGUUAGUCAGCAGAACGCGAACCCGUGUGGAGGAGCAGGGCCGGCGCGAGGCGAGACUCGGGAGCUCGAGCCGGCCCCCUUGGGCGCCGCCGUCCUUCCUCGUCCCGGCGCCGGGGGCUGCCGCCCUCGUCCCCCCUCUUUGGCCGGGCCCGCCCGCAGGCCGGGAGAGUCGGGCGGCGGCAGCAGCGCGGAUCGCGCCUUGUAGAGGACAGCGCGGCGGCAGAGGUUCUCUCCCGGCCCUUUCUGCCUGACGCUUUGGCUGCGGCCCUCAGGUGCAGAAGAUGAAUAAUCUUUCAUUUAGUGAGCUAUGUUGCCUCUUCUGCUGUCCACCUUGUCCAGGGAAAAUUGCUUCAAAAUUAGCAUUUUUGCCACCUGAUCCAACUUACACGCUGAUGUGUGAUGAAAGUGGAAGCCGCUGGACGUUACACCUAUCAGAACGAGCAGACUGGCAAUAUUCUUCUAGAGAAAAAGAUGCUAUUGAGUGUUUCAUGACUAGAACCAGUAAAGGCAACAGAAUUGCCUGCAUGUUUGUGCGUUGCUCACCCAAUGCCAAAUACACUUUACUCUUUUCACACGGAAAUGCUGUUGAUCUUGGUCAGAUGAGCAGCUUUUACAUAGGACUGGGAUCACGGAUUAAUUGUAAUAUAUUCUCAUAUGAUUAUUCUGGAUAUGGUGCAAGUUCUGGGAAACCAACAGAGAAGAACCUCUAUGCAGACAUAGAAGCUGCUUGGCUUGCUCUUAGGACAAGAUACGGCAUUCGCCCUGAAAAUGUGAUUAUAUAUGGCCAAAGUAUAGGGACAGUACCAUCUGUGGAUCUCGCUGCUCGGUAUGAGAGUGCUGCUGUUAUUCUUCAUUCUCCUUUGACCUCAGGAAUGCGAGUCGCUUUUCCUGAUACCAAGAAGACCUACUGUUUUGAUGCAUUCCCAAACAUUGACAAAAUCUCUAAGAUUACCUCUCCAGUAUUAAUAAUUCAUGGGACUGAAGAUGAAGUCAUUGACUUUUCACAUGGCCUCGCAUUGUUUGAGCGUUGCCAAAGACCUGUGGAGCCUCUGUGGGUUGAAGGGGCAGGUCACAAUGAUGUGGAACUUUAUGGACAGUAUCUUGAAAGAUUGAAACAGUUUGUGUCACAGGAACUGGUAAAUUUGUAAAAUAUUCUGAAAAUUUGCAUACUGGGUUUUCUUUCUUGCUGAACUGCACUCUUUGGUAAAUAACAUAAAACCUGAAGGUUUUGUUUGCAAAUCAUGUCAGUUGCCUUCAUAAAUGUACAGGUAAUGAUUUGUUAACAGACUUAAUGAAGGUUUUAAUUACCAAACUAGAAACUGGAAAUAACAGUAUCAUGCAGUCAGGCUGUGUAAUUUAUAUUUUUUCUGUGAAUUUUUUUUUAAACAUCAAGAUGAGUACUGUAUGAAUUUUAAUUCUAUAAGAUCAAAUGCUAUGAAAGUAUUGCCAAAUGCUUUUGCAUAUCGGAAACAAAUUUAUAAAUAUUUUUAAAACAUCUCAA